AACAAAUAAAUCAUGGAAGAAAAACAGCUGUGUUUGGCUUCGAUCCGUUGAAGUAACUAAGUUUUCAUGAUAUGGAUUAAAAUUUUUAUUCAGACCCUUUCAUGAAGAGGAUGGUGCCUGAAAACUGUCUUAAAGUCUUGAAUAGAUGCACACUCGCAGGAUGCGCUGGUGCGCGCGUUGUAGUGUUUGUUCCAGUUUAAACCGCGUUAAUUAAAACGUUAACCUGAUUGGGUGGAGAGUGAGGGGGAGGGAGGCUGUCUCAGCCCCAAUAGGCGAAUCCUUUUUAAUAACCCGCCUCGAGAUAAUGAUGUGAAAAGACUGAAGCGUCUUGUGCGUAACGAGGAUGAUGGUGGUGAUCCGCCCAAGGUGAAUCCAACACAUACACAGAAAGAGAGAGAGAAAGAGAGAGAGAGGGAGGGAGAGAGAGAGAGAGAGAGAGUGACACUUUUUACACAAGUCUUUUCUUCAUCACCGCACCUCAGCUGACAAGAGAAGCCCCAAACUUCGCCGCUGACGCGCAAACAGAGGGAGAAACUCACUGAGAGGCGUCAGGAGUUCCCGGAACCCACCAGGCCAUGGACCGGAGGAUGAACCUGAACGGCGGCGCGGCAGGGGACAUUUUUCACAAAACUCUCAGUGCCGUGUCCGGCAAAAAGAUGGACCCGUUCAGAGCGUCUGCCGGCAUGGAGCUGCCGCCCAGAGACCGCCAGUCUCCAAUUAGCUGCUUUGACCAAGUCGAUCCUGACCCGAUCCAGCCCGGUGGACUGGCUGGAAGCAGAGGGGGCACUCUGGGUCUGCCGACUGGAUCUUUGUGCGUCAAGUACGGGGAGAGCGCCAACAGGACCUCGGCGGCGGAGAGCAGCGGCGGAGAGCAGAGCCCCGACGACGACAGCGACGGGCGGUGCGACAUGGUCCUCCUGACCGACGUGCGGACAGCAGCCGGGGGUAAAGCUGAAGGAGGAGGUAAGAAAACCAAAGAGCAGAAAAUGCUGCGGCUCAACAUCAACGCCAGGGAGAGACGGCGGAUGCACGACCUGAACGACGCGCUGGAUGAGCUCCGGGCGGUGAUCCCCUACGCGCACAGCCCGUCGGUGCGCAAACUCUCCAAAAUCGCCACCCUGCUGCUCGCAAAGAACUACAUCCUCAUGCAGGCGCAGGCGCUGGAGGAGAUGAGGAGGCUGGUGGCGUACCUUAACCAGGGCCAGGCCAUCUCCGCGGCUUCCAUACCAGCCACCACCGCGCUGGCAGCUCCUCCACCCGGCCUGGGCGCGUACGAGCAACCGCCCGGAUACCCGUUCCCCGCCGGGGUCACUGCGCCCUCCUGCCCGGACAAAUGCGCCCUAUUCAACAACGCCGCGUCCAGCCUCUGCAAACAGUGCACUGACAAGCCUUAAAACUGACCACAGAGACUACAAAGAAGCACACAAGAAGGAGAAAAAUCUGACAGAAGAUCGAGUAGAGACAAAAAUUAACAUUUUUAUAAUAUUUACUAAACGCAUUAAACCUCGCUUCUGUUUUUUUUUUCUGUUCGAACAACACUUGAUUGUGUACAUAAAUCAUCUUUAAAGUGCUGGUGUGAAUGAAGGCCGAACAGAAGCUGAAUUAAAGGCCUGUUGCUCUGUGAUGGACCCUCUGUGGAGAUUUCUGGGUGACCUGACAAACCUGCGUGACUUUUUUUUUUAUCCGGAGCGCAACAGCACCGACCUCACUGCUGCUUUCUCAUGCGUUUACUUUGACUACUAAAUCAAAGGCCCAGUUUUCAAAAGAACCUUCCAAGUGAAUGUUUCGGACGAGGAGAGUUAAAUAAAAAAAAAAAAAAAGAAAACAAGUGAACCACUCGGUUAGGUACUUAUUUAGUUGCAAAAGAUUUACGUUCAACUCAGCGAAUAAUAAAAAAAAAAAUCUGAAAAACUAGAAAGGCAUACAUUUAGGUCUUCAAGGUGGUUUUAUGUGUCUUUUGUAAUUUAUUAAUUUGGGAUAUUUAUGGUAUUUAUGCUUGCAUUGCACAUUGUCGUCUAAGUUGAUGUGUUUUCUGCAUUUUUUCAUGAUUUUUCGUUCUGAUGAAUCGCGCUGUCAGGUCAAGGCUUUGGUUUAUUGUUGUAGAUACUUUGGUUGUUAUAAGAUCAAAGGGGGCCGUUUGUAUGUAUUUGAGUGUGGAAAAGCUUUAUUAAAAUAUUUUGAACAACA
This is a messenger RNA of Xiphophorus maculatus (southern platyfish), 2187 nucleotides long. RefSeq names its product basic helix-loop-helix family member e22 (gene bhlhe22). The record is from RefSeq and is a predicted model, not a curated record. Gene Ontology annotation, molecular function: protein dimerization activity. Lineage: Eukaryota; Metazoa; Chordata; Actinopteri; Cyprinodontiformes; Poeciliidae. The transcript has a single exon. Bases 576 to 1394 code for a protein of 272 amino acids.